AAACGUAUAAUUAUAAAUUAUGAAUAAAAUUAAUAAUAAUCUUGAAUUUAAUGGUAAUGAAGAUGAACAUUUUAUAGAAUAUUAUAACAAUAAAAAUUAUAAGUCUGAUUUAUUAAAAGCUAAUAAAAAUAACAAGGCUAAAAAUAAAAAAAAUUCUAAUUUCAAUUUUAAAUCGAUAGAAAAAAAUCGUUUAAAUAAUAAUAAAAAUAAAUUUAUAUUAAAUCGAACAGCUUAUUACAAUUCAAAUGAAAAUAUAAAUUUUCAAUCAGAUAUUAUAUAUGUAGAGGAAAACAUUACAGUUAAUGACUUAGCCUUAAAAAUAGGUGUAGAAGCAACUGAACUUUUAAAGAUUCUAUUCAAAAAAGGUAAAUUAUUAAACAUUAAUCAAUUCUUAGAUUUACACCUAUUAAAUUUAAUUAGUCAAGAAUUAAAAAUCAAUAUAACCACUAUUGAUAAAAAAAACAAUAUUUAUAUAAACACUGAAAAUAAGAAUGAACAAAAUAUUAAUAAUAAUCAACUUAAAACACGUGCACCCAUUGUAGCUGUCUUAGGGCAUGUUAAUCAUGGCAAAACUAGUUUAAUAGAACACCUAGUAAAAAGUGACCUUACUAAAAAUGAAAUUGGACAUAUUACUCAACACAUAGGAGCACAUGAAUUUACGAUAGGAUCAAAAGAUAAAAAAAUUAUUCUAUUAGACACACCUGGUCAUGAGGCUUUUGAAUCUAUAAGAAAAAGAGUUUUAAAAAUAAGCGAUAUUAUAUUACUUAUAAUAGCUGCCGAUGAAGGAAUUCAACAAGAAACAUCUCGAAUUAUUGAAUCAUUAAAAAAUAGUAAAAGUUCUAUUGUAAUAGUAAUUACAAAAGUUGAUAAAAUAGAUGCUAAAAAGAAUAUUGCUAAGAUAUUACAGCAUUUAACAGAAUAUGGAUUAAUUGCAGAAGAAUUAGGAGGUGAUAUACCUAGGGUAGAUGUAAGUAUAUUUAAUGAAAAAAGUCUAGAACUAUUGCUAGAUAUGAUUUUAUUAAUUAGUGAAAUAAAAAAUUUAAAAACUAAUCCCGGAGCUCAAGCAGAAGGAAUAGUACUAGAAACGUACUUAGAUAAAAAUAAAGUACCUAGAGCUAAUUUAAUAUUACAGAAAGGUAGAAUAAGAGUUGGUGAUAUAAUUAUAGCCGGACAAGGUUUCGGGAAAAUUAGAUCUUUAUUCAAUUAUAAAGGAGAAAAAAUAUCUGAAUCCGAGGCUGUUUCUCUGAUAAAUAUUUUAGGAAUGCCAGAAUUAGUAAAAACUGGCGAAUUGUUUGAAAAGGUUGAAACAGAAAAAAAAGCGAAAUCUAAAAUUGAAGAGUUAAAAAAUAAAAAGGAUCAUGCUGAUUUUAAACAAAUUUUAAUAAAAAGCGAUAACAAUUCAAACAUAGAUAAAAAAACUAUUGAUAUCAACUUGAUUAUUAAAGCGGAUGUUCAAGACUCUGUAGAAGCGGUUAUUGAAGUUAUAAAAAAAAAUAUUAAUAAUGUAGAGGGAAAUAUAAAAAUUACUAUUGUUAGAGCUGAAAUUGGAGAAGUAAGUUUAAAUGACAUUAACCUAGCUUCUAUUACUAAGGCUUAUAUAAUAGGUUUUAAUAUUAAAAUAUCGAAACCUAUACAGAAAAUUGCACAAAUGAAACAAAUUGUGAUAAAAAAUUAUAAUCUCAUCUAUGAUUUAUUUGAAGACUUAAAUAAGUUAAUACAAGACUUAUUAAAAGGCAACAUAGCUAAAGUUGAAGUUAUUGGCAAAGCUGUUGUUAAAACUAUAUUUAAUUUAGCAAAAGGUAAAGUUGCAGGUUGUAUUGUUAUAGAGGGUAAGUUAGAUUCAUUAAAAUUUGAAAAGAAUGAUAUAGAAGAAAUUUAUGAAGGAAAAGAAUGUGGUGUUUUAUGUAAAAAUUUUCAAUCAUGGAAAGAAAAUGAUAUUAUAGAAUGUGUCUCAAGUAAUAAUGAUAAGAUUCGUGCUUGUUUAAUAGCUUUUUUCAAUUGUUUUUGUUGUCUAGCAGUCAAACAAGUAAAACGCCUUGGACAAAAUUUAUUUAAUUCUAAUCUAGUAGGUGUAUUACGUCUAUUUUUAGAAGUUGUAUAUCUCAUUAUACCAGGUUUUAUUUUAUUAUUAUUUAAUUUACAUUUGGUACAUUCUAGAGUAAUAUUAAUACGAAUAUCUUUACGUUUGGCCAUAAAUUUAUUAAAUUUAAAUCAUUUUAUUAUUUUAUUGUAUUAUUAUUGCUAAUAUAUACAAUUAUAUUAUAUUAUUUAUAUAAAAUUUAUAAAAAAAAUCCUGCUAUGACUAAGAUUAAAUCAUCAUUAAAACGU
Messenger RNA from Galdieria sulphuraria, 2328 nucleotides. RefSeq names its product [pt] translation initiation factor IF-2. The coding region runs from base 20 to 2245 and encodes 741 amino acids. The record is from RefSeq and is a predicted model, not a curated record. NCBI's taxonomy places the organism in Eukaryota, Rhodophyta, Bangiophyceae, Galdieriales, Galdieriaceae. The transcript is spliced from 4 exons. Gene Ontology annotation, molecular function: GTP binding; translation initiation factor activity; GTPase activity.